This is a messenger RNA of Ctenopharyngodon idella (grass carp), 1647 nucleotides long. RefSeq names its product solute carrier family 22 member 18 (gene slc67a1). NCBI's taxonomy places the organism in Eukaryota, Metazoa, Chordata, Actinopteri, Cypriniformes, Xenocyprididae. Bases 424 to 1620 code for a protein of 398 amino acids. Gene Ontology annotation, biological process: transmembrane transport. Gene Ontology annotation, molecular function: transmembrane transporter activity. The transcript has 11 exons. The record is from RefSeq and is a predicted model, not a curated record.
UGUUCACGACACAGAGAGGAGGAGGAAUUUCCUCGACGUUAUCCACAACAAAAUGGCGAGGAUUUUGUAUUAAUGAUGUUCUUUUAGCAUUUCAUUCAUCUCUAUAGAUUUUACACUUUUAUUUUUCAUAACUAGCCUAAAUCCGGUUACUUGUUAAUUGUUACAGCCUUUGUAUUCGGUCACUUUAAACACAGGCUUCUAAGGAAGCCUAAAUAAACACAGGCUUAUGUUGGUCUUGUACGGAGAUGAAAAGCCUGCAGAUUUGUAUAACGGGAUUCGUAACGUUACCAGUAAAGUCGUCAGAGAUUCAAAUACGUUGGAGCAGAUGCUCUUAUUUUACCAGGCUGAGGAGGAGAUCGAGUGGAAGGAGAACUGUCGGGGUAUAAAAACCUAGAGCUGAGAUCUAAUAAAGUGAUUUGGACGAUGGAACCUGCAGCGAAGCAGAAAGUGAUUUACGUGACCUACCUCAUCGCAGCUCUGGACAUCACCUGGCUCUUCCUCCAGUUCUCCAUAACACCGUAUUUGGCGAAAAGGCUUGGGUUCGACACUAUUUGGUUCGGGUAUCUUCAGACCACAGUUGGAGUGAUUCAGCUGCUUGGAGGCCCUAUUUAUGGAAGGUUUGCAGAUGUGUUUGGAGCACGCACAGCUCUCUCUGUGUCUUGCUUGGCGUCAGUGGUUUAUUUCCUACUAUUGACUGUGGCAGACAGCACUUUUAUGCUGUUUGUGCACAAACUACCUGCUGUUUUCAUGCAUGGACUGCCAGGCGCUCAAAUGGUGGUAGCAGAUCUGUCAGAGAAUGAUAAGCGAGCAGAUGCUCUUGGGAAACUUGGCCUCUGCUUUGGCAUUGGCAUGAUCGCAGGAUCAACACUGGGUGGGACACUCAGCACACGCUUUGGGGAAAAGUUUGCAGCAUCUUUUGCGGCUGUCGGGAGUUUUGUUUCUUUGCUGUUGGUGUUGAACUUCAUCCCUAAACAGACCAAAAUACACACUGUGCCAGAGAGUGACAAGAAGGGAUCAUCAAAGUCUGUGUUUAAUCUGGGGGAGAUCACUAGACUGAUGAAGUUUCCAGGUGUUGCAAAGACAUUUACAGUGAAGAUUAUGUCUGGAUUGCCAUCAGGUAUAUUUCAAGUAAUGUUCUCCAUCAUUGCCAUGAAUUUCUUCCAACUGAAGGCAGAGCAGAAUGGCUAUCUGAUGGCUUACUUUGGCAUAGUUCAAAUGGUUAUCCAAGGUGCUGUAAUUGGGCGUCUUACAUCUAGAUUUACAGAGUACUCUUUACUGCUGCUGUCUGUUGGGAUAAGCAGUGUAGUGGGCCUUGCACAGGCUAUGAUGACCAAUGUGUUUCAGUUUUGUUUAAUCGUGAUACCGAUGAUGUUUUCUCUAAGUGUCUUCAAUGUCAUCACAGAUAGCAUGUUGACCAAGAGUGUGUCUCCCUCUGACACAGGAACCAUGCUGGGUCUGUGUGCUUCGGUGCAGUCUCUUUUGCGAACUGUGGGCCCAACUAUCGGAGGAUUCCUCUAUGAGACAUACGGUGUACCUUCCUUUGGAUACAUCCAGUGUGUCGUCAAUGCUGCUGUCUUUAGCCUUCUGCUAGCUACUGGAGGGCGCUCACAUAGAACAUAAACUUAGACUAUAAAAAUUAUGAAAAGG